AUGCCACUAGACCUUGAAUACGUGGAGAAAGAGGAGGAUGCCCUUGAGGAAUUAUCAUUGUACCGGGCCUUGGCGAGGCAGCUGACCGGCAUUCCAGGGAACCAUGAAAUCAUACGCAAUGAAGUCCUGCAUCACUUUCUCAGGGUAUGGUACAACCCUAAACAUCCGCUGCACGGUGAUUACCGUGGUAUUGCGAGGCGAUUUGAUAAUCAGGAUGCUCCCGAGGGGUUCUCCAUCUUUCAGCAGCUCUGCUUCCCAGAUCGUGCCAACAACACAGGGUGCUUAGACCCAGUCGUUCAAAUCAUCACCAAAGCACUCCGGAUCUGUGUGGAAAUAUAUAGGUUUGAGGCCGACAGGGAAAUUUCGUCAAAUCAGAAUGCAACCAGGGACUUCAAUCCUGGAAUACAUUACCACCGAAAUUUUUUUGGAGGGAGCAACUUUCCUAUCUGCAGACUCGGCACCGAACCGCACCUUGGGUCAAGUCUAACCUCCAUUGUCGAAAAAGAAGACGGAGCGAAUUUGAUCCGAUAUAUGUUGGAUAUCAAACAGCAAAUCCGAGACAAAAGCCAAAACGGAAAUGGCCAGACGUACCAACACAUUGAAAUCAAGGAGGCACGUUGGUGGUGGGAUCCAAAGCAUGCUAAACUAGCAUCAGAUGCUGUUCAUUGCUGGAAUGAACACGAUUCGGCAAUUGCAUCUUUUGCGAACGCAGGCUACCAUCAUUCUGAGCCUCCAUCUGGCAAAACUCUGAAAGAGAAUCGUGUAUUUUCCAAUUUCACGGUGAUUGUAAAACGGCCAAAUGAAGUCUAUGAUGCACUCAAACUUCUAAAGGAGGCGUUGAAUCGCGCUCCUGCUCAGCGCGUUCCAGUCAACACAGAUUUUUCAUCGCCCCAAAACAAACGAGAAUUACGCCAAUACGUCGGGAUCGAUGCUGAGUUCAAGACUGUCUCAACAACAACAAACCUGGACGACGGCGAAUAUUUGGUCUCAGUGUUGUCAAUUGCAGUUGACAGACACGUCACUUUCAUGUUUUACGUCCUCGACAUGUUGCAAAACCCCGAAGAUGAAACUGUACCUGCGCUCGAGAAACUUUUUAAGGAGACCAUCUUUGAUCCAAAUCUUCUGAAAAUCUGGUGGAACUUCCAGCUAGACAUCUAUGUCAUAGAUACCACUAUAGCGCACAUGUACCAGAAAGAACCGCGAGAUACAUACCAUGUAGAAGAUCUUCAUGGUCUCGUAUAUCCACUUCAAGAAGUCCAGCCUACGUUCAAGCUCACCAGUCCUUAUUUCAUGGGCAAGCGGCCAGAAGCACUGAAGUUUGAUUCCUCCGAUCACGACUGCAAGAUGCAUGCUAAACGCACCGACGAGCCUACUCUCAACCCUCUAGAGGCAUACCCUAGAAAUAUUGCAUGCCCGUGUAGGUUGGGGAAUAUAGACCUUGCUGCUUUAAUCGGUCACAUUGCCAGCGACCUCGGAAUCGGCCCCGAAGUUAAUGUGAAGAAGGUUUGGAGAUAUCCGCAUUUCAGAUUGGGAUAUGCCAAAUUUCUGGACACUUUUUUGAGCGGAGAUUGGGUACUUCCAAUAUUGGACUGGUUCAAGGAUGCCCCAGCGCGAGCUGUCACAUCCCACCAUAACCAACGAGCCGACGCGGAAAAGACCGCCUGGUACCGGAGCCUUGGUCCUGGUAUGGAAAAUGACGCUGACAAAUUGGGAUAUAAUAUUGGAGAUGCUGUUCUGACAGGCAUGAGUGUAGUCGUCGGUAUCACGCUAACUUUCAGAUUUCUCACGACGACAGACGAUCGUUAUCUGCUAGCAAGCCGACUUUUCAAUACAGUCUUCAAUGGAAACCUUCAUACGAUUUCGAGGGGUAACAGUCAGACGAGUGUAGAUCAGACAGUCUACGAGCGCAGCAUACCGCUGAUUGAGGAUAACCCGCGCUUAUAUAUCAUGCCCCGAAGAGUUGACAUGGCUUAUUUUGAGGUAUCCCCUUUAUAUGACGCCCAAUGGCUCGUAGACAACUCGUACAUGGCACACGAAGAGCGCUGCCACCAAAUGAGCAGUGACGGGCCACGAUUUUAUGCGCAGCCAUCUAUCGGACCAUUUUUUGAUCCCCUCCACUUCACCCUCUCGGCCAGCAUCUUUACUACCAGCUGUCCCGAACUGCCCGCUGGAUUGACGCCGCCCGUGGUACGAAAAGGAAGGUGUUAUACCGACGAUCUAUGCGAAUUGAUCUGCGACACAAGGCGCCAAAACCUCCAAUUCCGUUAUGAACGUCCGAAAGGCCUCUUUUCCGCAAUACAAGGGCAAAGAGGAGUCUAUGGCGCAUCAUUAUGUCACUUUGAAAGAGUCAUGGACGCUCUCAACUCAGAGCCUCCUUCAAACCCUAUGAGGCCAGCUGAAGAAGACAUUCUACACGAAGUCCUACGCAAUUACCCGACUAAACUUCAGCAUCCACCUCAGCUACCACAGAACUGGGAUGGAAGUCAAGAUCAGAAAUUCGAAUCCGCUUCCGGGAGAUACUACCACGGAUUACAAAUAGCGAUGAAUUCUCUCUACAAAGCGCAAAGGCUUUGUGGUCAAGUAGUUGCACCUUUCGGGAAAGACUUGCUAGACCAAGACGCGUCAGACUAUCUAGAACGAAUCCGAGCGACUCCAGAAUGGAACCGACCUGCCGACUAUAAUUUGUAUAUCGACGAUCUCUUCAAUUACAAUAAAACAACCAAGGUGAUCAACUUAUCCCUGGAUGCCAUCACGGACCUGUUUUCCGAUCUGGCUAGGAUUUGCCAAAAUUACAAUGCUGGCCGGGAAAACUACACCAGGCACUUCGGUCAGGCGCCCCCGCAACCAUUCAUGUCACAGCUCAUACAGCAAUUUGGGUCACAGACCCAACCACCACCUAGGCCGCAGCCCAUGUUAUUCGGGAUGCAGACUCAACCACCACCCAGACCGCAGCCCAUGUCGCCAUUAGGGGUGCGUCCUAUGUCGCCAUAUGGAGUGCAGCCCAUGUCAUCAUACGGGGUGCAGACUCAACCACCACCCAGGCCGCAGCCCAUGUCGCCAUAUGAAAUGCAGUCUAUGUCUCCAUAUAGAAUGCAGCCUAUGUCGCCGUUCGGGAUGCAGCAACAAUUCGGGCAAGCCCCGCCGCAAGAAUUCCCAUACUUCUCACCACAGCCACAACCGGCCCCCUACCCCAUAACUGGAAAACGCUCUGCUGAUUGGGCACUUGAGUGGCCCGCCAAACGUGCCCGUAUUGACAAUCGCCCAUCCUCCGGGGCCCCUGCAGGCCCUCGUGCAUUCAACCGACGCAGCAACACCACGGACACGGCUGCUAGCAAUUUGGGAGAUCUUAGUAUCACGAGUACUGGUAGUACUUCCCCGCCUCUUACUCGACAGCAGAUAAGGAGCAGAAAUUGGAGAAGAGACGUUAGACCGCCGCGGCGUGAAAGGACACCGGAGGAAGAAGAUGCCCCAACCCAGACCAUCAGUGCCCCUAACAAAAUCAAUACCAACGUUGUUAUAAGGGUAGUAGCUACUUCGCAAAUGGGGUGGACGAAGACACAGUCGAUAGAGGGGCUCCAGGAGCUCCAAGAGGAAGAGGGGGACUUCCAGGGGGUGAUAGAGAUCAAAGAGGAAGAGGCCGCGGUGCGCGACGUGGCAGAGGUGGACGUCAUGGCUAGAGAGUUGUGACUGAAGUGAGGCGAGACUGACGAGUCUUCUGGGAUUUUUGUUCUUUGUUUGUUCCUUCUGGUGCUGGAGGUUUUUGUUUUUCUUAUUGUUGGUUGGCCUCG
This is a messenger RNA of Aplosporella prunicola CBS 121167, 3788 nucleotides long. RefSeq lists its product as uncharacterized. NCBI's taxonomy places the organism in Eukaryota, Fungi, Ascomycota, Dothideomycetes, Botryosphaeriales, Aplosporellaceae. The record is from RefSeq and is a predicted model, not a curated record. The coding region runs from base 1 to 3687 and encodes 1228 amino acids. The transcript is spliced from 8 exons.